AUGGAGCAUUACUUAUCGAAAUUUAAAUCAGUUGACCAAUAUUGGGCACGAGAAAUAAUGAUUUUAAGAGAAGAGCAGAGACUUAAUGAAAGCUUAUUGAAAAAGUUACCUUCAGACACGAUCAGAACAGUGUAUGAUGGAACUAGAAGUACAAAGCCAUCCUUUUGUGUGUCAACAGAGCCCAAGUACAUGAAAUCGAUGAAGAAACUUAGGCUUUUUAGAGAAGAAAUUGAGUCUCUAGAUAUUGUUAGCUUAAGCGAACAAUCUUCUUGGAAAUUUUCUAAAUUCCUAAAAGAAUCGAAAUUCGGAUCUAUCAGUAAUUUGAAAAUUUGCUGCAAGGAGCUUGUGAAAGGACAAUCUUCCCUCCUUCUCUCACCAUCAAAAAUUCUCAAAAGAAUGGCUUCUUUAGUUACCUGCACUUUAACAUUAGAAGACAGUGAGCUAUCUGUCAAAGCAAUGGAAAAACUUAUGGCCUCAAUUUCAUCUGUGAAGCACUUGAACUUUGUGAACUGUAAAAUAGAUGUAAAUGGAGCCUUAAUGCCAGCCAGAGUCAAUCUAAACCUCAAAUCCAUAAUGUUCAUGGACUGUGAAGGCCCAGAGAGAUGCAACUGGGAUGCUUACCCUUACAAAUUCCAAGACUUCCUCAGCUUCAUCAGUAAAACUUCAAUCACCAAAAAGAUCUUCACCCUAAAAAUCUUCAGCAAGAUCAGUAACCUCCAAAUGAGAGACAUGCUACGUAAGACCAAUCUCAGUGGAAGGGUAAAGCUCGAAGGUUCUUACUUCUCCAAAGGCUCGUACCACAAAUACAAAUCCACUUAAUCAGUAAAUCUUCAAUAUUCCAUUCCCAUAAA
Molecule: messenger RNA, 851 nt
Organism: Moneuplotes crassus
Lineage: Eukaryota; Ciliophora; Spirotrichea; Euplotida; Euplotidae
Source: the annotation of a GenBank genome assembly